ACUUUAUUUUUUUGUUUUUUUGCGACAUUGCUUUUGUCGAAUAAACCAGGGUCAAUGGACACCGUCCUACUGUCCUAGUGUUAUGUCAGUUUAUCUAUUCGUUAUUUAACGUAAUGAAAUUGACAUGAACACACGUUUUGUACAUAAGCUAUAUCCAGACAGAUCUCCAGUCUCUGCGUUUCCAGAGGUCCCCCUCCGCCCCCCCUUUAACCCCAACCCACACUGAUGGAGACAGAGCGGGAAGCCGACCUCCUGGAAGAGGAACCUUCUCAGGAGAAUGGGGUCAUCCAGAGCACCCAGGGCCUGUACAGCUCCACCUCCCCUCCGGCCUCAGACAACGAGCCUUUCUCCACAUACUUUGAGGAGAAGGUGCCCAUUCCAGAGGAUGUCACCCAGGUUUUCAGUUUCCGUAAACUCUGGGCCUUUACGGGACCUGGUUUCUUGAUGAGCAUUGCCUAUCUUGACCCAGGGAACAUCGAGUCUGACCUGCAGUCUGGAGCUAAAGCUGGCUUUAAGCUCCUGUGGGUGUUGUUGGGGGCCACCAUCAUCGGCCUCCUCCUGCAGAGACUGGCUGCGCGCCUGGGGGUUGUCACAGGGAUGCACCUUGCAGAGGUCUGCAACCGCCAGUACCCCACUGUUCCUCGUAUUAUCCUGUGGCUGAUGGUGGAGCUGGCCAUCAUCGGCUCAGACAUGCAGGAGGUCAUCGGCUGUGCCAUCGCCUUCAACCUCCUCUCUAUGGGCAGGAUUCCACUUUGGGGAGGUGUCCUCAUCACCAUCAUUGACACCUUUGUGUUCCUUUUUCUAGAUAAAUAUGGCUUGAGGAAACUUGAAGCCUUCUUUGGGUUUCUCAUCACCAUCAUGGCUGUAAGCUUUGGAUAUGAGUAUGUGAUGGUGCGUCCGGACCAGGGGGAGCUGCUGAAGGGGAUGUUUCUGCCGUACUGUGAGAACUGUGAUUCUGCCCAGAUGGAGCAGGCUGUGGGCAUCGUAGGAGCGGUCAUCAUGCCCCACAACAUCUACCUGCACUCUGCCCUCGUCAAGUCUCGGCAAAUAGAUCGUGGGAACAAGAAGGAGGUGAAGGAGGCCAACAAAUACUACUUCAUCGAGUCAACUAUUGCUCUCUUCAUCUCCUUCCUCAUCAACGUCUUUGUUGUAGCAGUGUUUGCUGAGGCCUUCUACGACAAAACCAACAUUGAGGUGAAUGCAAAAUGCAAUGCAUCAGGCAGUCCUCACACAGACCUCUUCCCUCUGGACAACAGCACGCUACAGGUGGACAUCUUCAAAGGGGGCGUGGUGCUGGGUUGUUUCUUUGGCCCUGCGGCCCUCUACAUCUGGGCCAUCGGGAUCCUGGCUGCCGGACAGAGCUCCACCAUGACAGGCACAUACUCUGGCCAGUUUGUCAUGGAGGGUUUCCUGAACCUGCGUUGGUCCCGUUUUGCCCGGGUGCUUCUCACCCGCUCCAUCGCAAUCUUCCCCACCCUGCUGGUGGCCAUCUUUCAGGACGUACAGCACCUAACGGGCAUGAACGACUUCCUCAACGUAUUGCAGAGCAUGCAGCUGCCGUUUGCUCUGAUCCCCAUCCUGACCUUCACCAGUCUGACAUCCAUCAUGGAUGACUUUGCUAAUGGACUGGUGUGGAAGAUUGGCGGAGGGGUGGUCAUCCUGGUGGUCUGUGCCAUAAACAUGUACUUUGUGGUGAUCUACGUGACCAGCCUGAACAGUGUGGCGCUCUACGUGCUGGUGGCCUUGCUCUGCAUAGCCUACCUAAGCUUUGUGUGCUACCUGACGUGGCAGUGUCUGAUAGCCCUCGGUGUGUCCUGUCUGGACGUGUCCUGUCUGGGCAACAGGGUAAGCAACAACCGCCACGCUGUGUUCAUUGAGGAACAGCCAGCGUAUGACACCUAAAACGGAACAGGACAGUGUUUUAAAGGACAAGACAGACCAAGACUAACGUUGGCUGUGCACAGCAGAUCACCUGCUAGGUGUCGACAAACGUUGGAGAUGUAAAAUCGUUGGGAAAUGAACAGAAAAUGACGCAUUCGCUGCACAUAAUGUUCUUGUUGGUCUGUCAUGUCCUUCAGGCUUUGAGAGACGUACUCCUUUUUAGCGAGAUCUUAAGACUUAUCCCGAUAUCUCUAAUCAUGAGAUCAACACUUCAGAGAACAUUUUCCCUCCACUGUUCUAAUGGUUUUAUCGUGUUCAGUUCUGUUGAGCUACUGGUAUCUGGGGUUUAUUAUGUAAAACCCAAUUACGACGACCCCCUGUCCCUUUUUAGAGUCCUCAGGGUUCAGUUAUAGUUUAUAUCUUAUCCUGUAUUUUCAUGCUCAAGCAGAGCGGAUGUGACAUUCUUAUGCUUUUCAAUUAGAAAAUUAAGUUUGAAUUCUAUUUCUCAAAUUAUUGCAGUCCUAUUCCAGGUUGACAAGUUAUGAUCUGGCAAAAUGGCCAUUCUUAACCUGCUGACAUAAUAAGCUGAAGUCUACAGUAUUUGGCAGCUGCUAUCGGUCUGUUUGGUAAUUUACUUUUUUCCGUUAUUGUACCUCUGUGUGAAGACACCAUUUAUGAUUAUUUGGUCAAAUGAAGAACUGAAGUAUAUCUCUCCUUCCUGUAUUAUUAAAUUCAUUUGAGAUUUUUGUUCAUUAUAAUUACAGUUCUCACCUUUUCAGCAAAAGAAACUAUGGGAAGAGAACACUUUUAGUUUGGGUUGAGCAUAAUUUAAAAAUGACCUUUUUUAGUCAGUAUUGUCAACACGCAUCUCUCCAUUCAAACUGAUUUUUUUCAGAGUGCAUGUGUUUUGACUUCAAAACUGUUAAUAUAAUCUGUUUGUAAAUUAGGGUUGUUCCCCACUAGAAGUGAGGAUUUGGAAUGGACACGUAUGUACAAUUUGAUGUGACUAGGAAGGACAACAAACUUUUUAAGUGUAAUAACCUUGUUAUGGCGAGUAAAUAAAUAAUUCUCGCAUAUCUUUUAAUUGAGAGUUUUGCCAAUUGUCUAACACUGUGGUAGACUUUUUGUAAUGUGGUACUAAUAACAUGCCCCUUGCUACCUUUACUAAAUGACGUAUGUUAUAACAUACCACUUGAGGUUAGUUUUAUCUUGAAUGUUAUUUGUAAUGUUUUUGAUAAACAUCAGAUUGGAAUUACAGGACUGUUAAAAGCAUUCAUGAGUAAUUUCCUAUAAUGCCUCAAUGCUUUUUCAUAAGAUUCUAUGAUUGUUUUCAUUCCAACAAAUCCUUGGAUAGAUAACAAAAACCUAUAAUUCCAAGUGAGAUCGAAGUCAAACGCUGAAAUUCUAUUUUAACAAGAUUGCCCUUAAAGGGAUACUUCAGGAUUUUGGCAAUGAGGCCCUUUAUCUACUUCCCCAGUCGGAUGAACUUGUGGAUACCAUUUUUAUGUCUUUUGAUGCGGAUUUUGCCACUUUGACGGAAGUUGCUAACUAGCAUUAGCGCAAUGACGAAGUCUAGUCAUUGAGCUAAUGCUAAUCAGCAUUGGCUCGCAAAACUAACUUCAUACUGGACACAGAGACAUAAAAAUGGUAUCCACAAGUUCAUUUGACUGGGACAUCGCUUUAAAGAAAUUACAUCCCAAAAAUAUAUUUUGUUAUUUGGUUCAUUAGUCCACUGUUGACAGUCCCAAAAUGUUUUGCUUGUCAGCAAUAUAUUGUUUUAAGAUUGAACAUACAUAUAAAGAACUGGUUUCUUGCAGAUGUUUAAUGCAACAGACCAAUCUGUAAACUUAAUUCAUGCAGUUCUUGCAUGGUCAAGCUCAAUCUAUUUGACUAAGAAUAAUAUUCAGCAGCUAUAAAAGGUUAAGGAUUUUACUAUGUUUUUACCAGGGUUUUAAGAGAACUCAAAUGUAACUAUCUGUAGUGUCACACCAGUGCAUCUCUCUCUCUGUGUAAUACAGCAAGGCAGACUCUCUUAGCGGUGCAUUGUUCUGACUAGAGGUGUGUUUGAACCCAGCAGAACCAAGUGAAGCAUAUUGUAGAUAUAAGCUAUACGACAGUGUCUGUCUCACUACUGAAUAAAGCAACACCAUGUAUCAAAAAUAAAAAUCAAAACAAACAUGGA
Molecule: messenger RNA, 4063 nt
Organism: Oncorhynchus gorbuscha (pink salmon)
Lineage: Eukaryota; Metazoa; Chordata; Actinopteri; Salmoniformes; Salmonidae
Product: natural resistance-associated macrophage protein 2-like
Exons: 16
Coding region: 226-1902 (558 amino acids)
Biological process (GO): metal ion transport
Cellular component (GO): plasma membrane
Molecular function (GO): iron ion transmembrane transporter activity; manganese ion transmembrane transporter activity; cadmium ion transmembrane transporter activity
Source: RefSeq, a predicted model, not a curated record